CAGCGAAAGUGAGAGUAAAAGUAAUGAAAACGAUGUAUUUAAAUGUCCAAACAGAGAAAAAAUUGAAAAUUUGCUUACAAUCCUGGGGCCAUUGUUCAGAGUCGGUACCAUGGAGGGUUCUUCAUGGAAAGAAGACUAUCUGAAAACACCGUUCGACUCAUCUGGCAAUAAUCCAAUCUUGGCAGUUGAAAUGAUCAAGGAUGAAUCCGACCGUUGUCGUAUUGCAAAAUCUCUUAAUAUAGAGAUACUAAGCGGUGAUCUUCAAAAAAAUAAUAUUUAUCAAGACAUAAAGAAUAUUGCAAAAUGCGGUUUCAAUCAUAUAAUUAUUAUUGGGUGUUGUUACUGUGACUUACAUUUUCUGGAUUGCUAUGAACAUGUAUUCAGAUGGGACGCUAUGACUGAUAUAUUAUGGUUUUUCGGGAAUCUUUUCAAUGCAAAGGAACCAGUGCCAUGGGGCGUUUCAUUAGACGGAACUGUGUGGGAGCUAACUGAUUUAGAUUCGCCAGAUGAAUGCAAUUCUCACCCAGAAAAAAAGCAAGAAAAAAGGGAAGAAUAA
Funneliformis geosporum is the source of this 556-nucleotide messenger RNA. The record is from the annotation of a GenBank genome assembly. Lineage: Eukaryota; Fungi; Glomeromycota; Glomeromycetes; Glomerales; Glomeraceae.